AACCAUGCUACACUAAUUGUCCAAAUAUAUAACGUAGUGCAACCAAGUGUGCCUUGCCUAACAACAGAGUAUGGAGAGCCAAAGACAACUCCCUGUGUCAAACUUGGGCCUACCCAGGAAAGGAACCACCUUCUUCAAAACAUGUUUCAAUGGACUCAACGCCGUGGCAGGUAUUGGGGUACUAUCAAUGCCGUAUGCAGUUUCUCAAGGAGGGUGGCUGGGUUUUAUGAUAUUAUUUCUUUUUGCUAUGAUAUGUUGGUACACAGCGCUACUUCUAAUAAGGUGUAUGAAUAAUAAUCCACUAAUCAAAUCCUACCCUGACAUAGCUGAGGUUGCUUUUGGGAACAGAGGAAGAGCUUUUAUAUCAGUUCUCAUGUACGUAGAGCUGUUUUUAAUUGCAGUGGAGCUUCUGAUAUUGGAAGGUGACAAUCUGGAGAAGUUGUUUCCAAACAUGAACUUCAAAAUUAAUGGUCUUAGAAUCGAAGGUAAAAGGGGUUUUGUCCUGUUAGCAUCUCUGGUCAUACUACCAACAACGUGGUUGAGAAGUCUGGGAGCACUGGCCUACGUUUCUUUUGGAGGGGUAUUGGCUUCGUCUAUUUUAAUUGGUUGUGUUAUGUGGGUGGGUGAAUUUGAUGGCGUGGGGUUUCAUGAAAGAGGCCACUUAGUGAAUUGGGUUGGCUUGCCUACCUCGAUUAGCCUUUUUGCCUUCUGUUACUGUGCGCAUGCAAUGAUGCCCACACUUUGCAACUCUAUGAGUGACAGAAGUCAGUUUCCAAAGGUUUUAAUGAUUUGUUUUGUGGCAAGCACCUUUAUCUAUGGAUUCAUUGGUAUGUUAGGCUACAGAAUGUUCGGCGAUGGUUUGAAGUCUCAAAUCACUUUAAAUCUACCCACACAAAAAAUGAGUACUAAAAUAGCAAUUGUUACCACAGUAAUCAAUCCUUUCACCAAGUAUGCUGUUCUAAUCACCCCAAUAGCAGAUGCUAUUGAGGACAAAUGGCUUCUCUGCAAAAAAAGGCCUAUUGCCAUUCUCAUUAGAACAAGCAUCGUGCUCGGCACUGUGCUUAUGGCGCUAUUCAUGCCAUUCUUUGCGUACAUUAUGGCUUUUAUUGGUGCAUUCAUGAGUGUGACAAUCUCACUUUUGUUCCCUUGUCUUUGCCACCUAAAGAUAAACAAAGCUUCACGGCGAUUUGGGUUGGAAUUGAUCUUAAUCAUGGGAAUUCUGAUCAUAGGUACAUUCAUGGGAAUAUUGGGUACCUACCUCUCUGUGAAGCAAAUUGUGACUAAUCUAUAG
This is a messenger RNA of Abrus precatorius (Indian licorice), 1291 nucleotides long. Its product is annotated as amino acid transporter AVT1I-like. The transcript has 3 exons. Gene Ontology annotation, cellular component: vacuolar membrane. Gene Ontology annotation, molecular function: amino acid transmembrane transporter activity. The record is from RefSeq and is a predicted model, not a curated record. Gene Ontology annotation, biological process: amino acid transmembrane transport. Bases 71 to 1291 code for a protein of 406 amino acids. NCBI's taxonomy places the organism in Eukaryota, Viridiplantae, Streptophyta, Magnoliopsida, Fabales, Fabaceae.